This is a messenger RNA of Zonotrichia leucophrys gambelii, 2970 nucleotides long. RefSeq names its product zinc finger protein 318-like. Bases 154 to 507 code for a protein of 117 amino acids. The record is from RefSeq and is a predicted model, not a curated record. The transcript has 2 exons. NCBI's taxonomy places the organism in Eukaryota, Metazoa, Chordata, Aves, Passeriformes, Passerellidae.
CACCCCCCCCCCGCCCCGCCUCGGGCGUGGCGCUCUUGGCACAAGCGGAAAAUAGAGGUUUCCCGGAGCGGGAAUGGGGCUGAAAGGGGCUGCGAGGGAGACGCUUGGUCGGCCAGCAACGGUCGCACGGAAGGGCGGGGGCCGCCCCCGCCGAUGGUUUCGCCCACGCCCCCCCCGCCUCCCCCGGGAGCCCGUGACAGGUGGAGCGGGCCCCGCCGGCGCGCGCGCGCCCUCGCGGCCGUCAUGUGGCGCGGGCCGCCGCGCGCGCUUCGCGCGAGACGCACGGCAAGUCUCGCGAUGCCUCGAGGGCCUCGGGGCGUGAGGGCGGGGAGGGCCCGGCCCGGCCGCGGCCGGAGCGGCGGGAAAAGCGCGAGGGACGGGAAUGGCGACAGCGGGAAUUCGGGCUCUGGGCACGCCUCGCCUGUGGAUCCUCACGUGUUUUCUGGUCCUGAUGGUGCAGACACAUUGGCAGGAAUGGAGACCUGGUCAAGGCAAAGUCUUAAAUAAUGCAAAUGAAGACUCAGAGUAGUGUGUCCAUGCUGCUCUUAAAAGCAGACUCUUGUAAAGUAGCUCUGCUUUCUGAUGCAAAUGCAGGAAGAACACAAAAAAGCAUCUGGGUUUGAUGAUGUUGCAUUUCUUCAUAAAAGAGUCAGUAGCCAAUUUGUUGAGAGUAUUGGUAUGAGAGACAGGCAGGUUUGAAAUCCAGCUAAAACCCAAGUUAUUUUUGGUUCUGGGAAUGGGCCAUAGUCUGUUAAUAGUGGAAGCACUAUAAUCAAACAUCUGUGUUCAUCUGUAUUGUCCAUGGCUCUCUGUCAUGGAUUUUCUCAGCAGAGUUUCCUCAGGUGCCAAAAUCAGUGCCAAGAGCCUGACUGGUUGGGAAUGUGCCAUAAAUAUGGGGUUUCAAUGCAGAUUGUUUCUCAGUCUUGACUCUCAGGUGUAAAGUUCCCACUUUGCAGUAUCCUGAGUAUAAAUCAGCAGAAAAGAGAGGAGACAAAACCAUUUCUCAGUGGAAGAAAGGGAUUGCUGAACAACAGAGCAAAUCAGGAGACUGUAGAAGCAGAGUCCUUGUCCAGAUGAAACCUGUGUGCACCUGAAUUCACAACCCCUGAGUUAACCUGUCUCAUGCUGUCAGUGCUGCUCUUAACCCCCUAUACCCUGCCUGAAUUCCUGGCACUGAAUUUCCAGAUGCUCUUAUUUGUUUGUUUAUUUAUUUAUUUGCUGUCACUUCAAGUCACUUCAAGAUAGGAAAUUUGAAGGAGCAGUGAUCACUCCCUGUUGGAUACAAUUCAAAUCUCAUGGUCUUCUGUAGUCCAGGUAUACUUUAUAGUCACCUGCAGCAAGAUCCAUCCCUGGAAAAGCUGUGGUGUUUGAAGCUGACUAUAUCAGUCCCUAUUGGUUUGGUUUUCAUCCCUGCUUUUGGAAGUUCUGGGCAGCUCAGCCUUGUCCAGCUGAGCAAGUGAGGGCAGGGGUUCUCCUUAGCCAAGAGCCUGAAGGAGCUCAGGAGCCAGAGUGAUCCCUGCUGAUGCUGCUGCUGUUUGAGAAAGGAUUGUGAGCUGUGGGGUCAACAUCGUGCUCCCGAUGGCUCAGGGGGCUCUGACUCUGAGGCAAAUCCUUUUGUGGCAGAGCAGGCAGAACGUGAUGGGACAGCCUUGGAUUCAUGUGGCAACGUGCAUGUAUUGAAAGACAGCAGUUAAAAAAGCAGGCUGACCAACAGAACCCACAGGAAGCCAUUUUGUGUCCUACAAAACAUAAAUCUAAUACUUACAUUGUUGCCAUCGUGAUAAAUUUUAGUCAACCUGCGUGAAAUAUGUGUCUGUUUGGCAUGUGAGGGAAAGCAGCAUAAACCAGUAAAAUCUGCCAAUGGGUCACUUAGGGAGAAAGCAGCUUCAUUCACACUUAUCUUUUUCUGCAUUUCUUUUCCUUAUUGUAGUUUUCUUUUACUCCAAGGUAAAAGAAGAAGAGCUUAAAUUACUAAACUAUUUUCUUGAUAUUUAGAAGAAAAAAUCUGUGGUGCUUCCUUUUUAUACUUCAGCAGUGGCUUUUCUAUUGUCCAGGAGUUAGCAGUAAAAUUACCUUCACUUUACAUGUUCCUUGUACUACCCACAUUAAAGUUCUGAUGGCUGUUGUGUGAUGACCUGUGUUUGGACAGCAUGUGGUGGUCAGGAAAGUGGGGAAGCUGAUCUAAACCCCAAGGUUUUGGGUUGUGUUGGGGUUUUUUCCCCACAAAAAAAGGGAAUGCUUUUGCUGGCAAUAAGGAAAACUACUACAUGGAUAGGAGAAUUAUUAUUGAAAAGAGGAAAAAAGUCAUCACAAUGCUGUUUAUCACUAUGUUGAAGAAAGUUGCUUUUUAAUCUCAGAAGUACUUUGCUAGCUUUGGGUAGUAAGGGGAGUGAACUAGUCUAGGAAAUUGGUUAUAAUAAAGAAAGAAAAUACAAGGUUCUUAUUUAAAAAGUUUUAAAAAUAAAGUCUAAAUGCUUUGGUUAUAGACCUUAAUUAUUAUUGUUCUGUCUUGCUUGAAUCGUGUGGUCAUUUUUGUCUAUUGCCCUCUCUGUCCUUGGUUAGCAUGAGGGUAAAACCUGAUUGUCUUUGAAAGGCCUAAUGCUGGAACUCACGGUCAGAAGGAGUUCACACAGUCACCAGGUGAGCAGUAACAUCCAUCCCUGUGCAGCAACAUGGCAGCAAUUCAUCCUAACAUGGAAAACCAUCAAUUUGUGUCAUCACCUUUACUCUAUUCUGAGCUCUUUGAUGCAUUCAGAAAUCAGGGCGUUUUGGGGUGUUCUGUAGAUUUGCUGUGGAAGAGAGAGCAGUUCUCUGCAUGCCAGCAUGAACACAGGGACCUCUGCUGAAGCUUUACCAGUGAAGAAACAACUGUAAGAAGAUCUGUAUCCUAUUUUUGUAGUUUAUAGAUCUAUGUUAUACUGACAGUUUCUGCUGACUUGGAGAAAUAAAUAAUGUCCAAAAUGAUCUUUA